This is a messenger RNA of Procambarus clarkii (red swamp crayfish), 1448 nucleotides long. Its product is annotated as 40-kDa huntingtin-associated protein. Gene Ontology annotation, cellular component: early endosome. Gene Ontology annotation, molecular function: protein binding. The record is from RefSeq and is a predicted model, not a curated record. Lineage: Eukaryota; Metazoa; Arthropoda; Malacostraca; Decapoda; Cambaridae. Gene Ontology annotation, biological process: vesicle cytoskeletal trafficking.
AAUAUUAUGUAUUAUUCUACUGUCUCUGAUGUAUCAUUAUAUGAUUGACGUUUCUAGUAUAAUACUGGAACGGGAUGGAGUCGUCUGCCGUGGUGGGCAACGAUUACCUUCAACAAUAUCGAAAUAUUUCAUCAAAGCUGAAAAAACGUUUUCUCCGAAAGCCAAAUGUAGCAGAAGCAAGCGAAGAGUUUGGUCAGUUAGCACGAGAGCUGAGUGAUGGGGAGGCAUGGGCACAAGCUGGUCUGUGCUGCGUAGCUGUGGCCAGAUGUGAGCAGACCCUGGUGAACCCCACCACUGAAGUCUCGGCCAUAACUCAGGCCGCCAGGUACUUCCUCAAGGCUGAAGUUGUGAAUCAUCACCUCCAUUGUCCCAGUUUUAAUGAACACCUUAUGACUGCAAUUAGUUGUUUCCAACAUGCCAUUCAACUGUACAUAGACCAGAAGAAGCCAGCACUAGCUGCAUCACUUGCUGUGGAGUUGGGACAGGCCCUUCGGUCAUUAGGACGCCCAUCAGAAGCACUGACUCAUCUACGUAUAGCAGCUGACCUCCAUGCUGCCUCUCCCUUCCACCACCUCACUUGUCUUGGCUACAUUGCUUCAUGCAAAAUAGAACUGGGAGAUCUUCAUGGAGCUUUGAUGGUGUUUACCCAGAUGACAACAUUAAUUGAGAAAACUGCCGAACUACCACUUACUGGGGCGUAUAAGGACAUUCUGGCUAGGUGUGAAAUUUCUUCAUUGCUCAUUCUGUUGACACUGCAGCCUUUACCUCAGCACACCAAGCUGCCUCAUGCUCAGCUUCUGGAAAAGUACUCUUGGAACUCUCCUGAUCUGCAAAAACUUAAUGUACCAUAUGAUGAUGCCGAGUUAGUGGUGCUGCUGCAGUCCUUGGUACUGACGUGCCAGGGUCGAGAUACUCAAGCUCUUGCUACCCUAAGUCAGCAUCUCACUCGCUUACUGGGACCUGAACACCUUCACUUACUUCACACACUUGUCACUGAAAUGAACAGAACAUGAUACUUAUAUUAAGUGCAUCAGAAUAUGUAAUGAUGGAUAAUAGUUACACAGUAUUCAGUUAACAAACCUGCCACACAAAGAAGACUGAGGCAGAGAUAAUAGGAAACUUCGUACUCAGUUUUCUCCUAUCUACUAUCUCGAACCUAUUUUUACUUUGAUGGGUUUAUACGUGAUGGCAAUUUUAUAUAAAUUGGCAAAUUGCAUCACUGAGUUUAAUGUUGUACUGUGUAUUAAGCCAAUUCAAUAAUAUUGCCUUGAAAUGUGUGUAAUGCACAUUUUAAUGUAUAAACAUUAUUGAAAUUUGCAUCAAAUAGUUGAAAUCUGAAGCAGCAACAUGUUAUUAUAUUAAUAAUUGUUUUCCAUUAACUAUCUCUUUACUCUAUUGAAAUGUAUAUUUUAUAAUAUGGUUAUUUUCAUAAAUAAAAUAUGUUAUCA